Molecule: messenger RNA, 411 nt
Organism: Lactuca sativa (garden lettuce)
Lineage: Eukaryota; Viridiplantae; Streptophyta; Magnoliopsida; Asterales; Asteraceae
Source: RefSeq, a predicted model, not a curated record
AUGGUGGCAACAGUGGCAAAUAUGGUGGCAGUAGGGAUGGAAGAACUUAUGGUGGUGGUGAUAGUGGUUGUGGCGGCAUCGAUGGGCGACAGAGUUGUUGGUGACGAUAACAAAUAUUCAUAUACGGAUAAUGAUUUUUCAUAUAUGCAUAUGGCGGUUGUUGACAGAGGUGGUGCCGGUGGUAAGGGUAGCGUUGGCGGUGGCAGUCGAGGUAUUGGUGACAAUGGAGGUGGUAUCAGUAGUGGUGGUGGUGUCAGUGGGUGUGACGAUGACAACAACGGAGGUGGUGUUGGCAGAGGUUGUGGUGAUGGUGGUGGAAGAGGUGGUCAUGGUGAUGUGGCAAAUGUGGUGGUAGAGGUAGUGAAGGUGGUGGCGGCGAAGAAGAUGAUAGGUGGUGGAUUCAUAUGUUAA